UUUUUGUUGUUUAUAUUUUGAUUUCGAGAUUUAUUUGAAACAUUUCUAAGAAGAAAUGAAGUCCAUAUGUACACUUGUUUUAUUUCUAACGACUAUUUUUAUUUACGAAACAAAAGCCAGUUGGGAAGAAUGGUGGACAUACGAUGGUAUUUCCGGUCCUGGUUUUUGGGGCUUAAUCAAUCCACAAUGGAACAUGUGUUCAAAAGGUAGAAGACAGUCACCAAUAAAUGUAGAACCAGAUAAAUUAUUAUAUGAUCCAUUUUUAAGGCGGAUACAUCUUGAAAAACAUAUGGUAUCAGGGAAAUUAUAUAAUACUGGUCAAUCAUUAGUAUUUAGGGUGGAUCAAAGUAGUAAACAGCACGUGAAUAUUAGUGGCGGUCCUUUAGCGUAUCGUUAUCAAUUUGAAGAAAUUUAUAUACAUUAUGGUACAGAAAAUAAUCAUGGAUCUGAACAUCAAAUUCAAGGAUAUAGAUUUCCUGGCGAGAUACAAAUUUAUGGUUUUAAUAAAGAAUUGUAUCAUAAUAUGUCAGAAGCACAACAUAAAUCCCAAGGAAUUGUAGGGAUUGCAUUAAUGGUUCAGAUCGGAGAAAAACCUAAUUCUGAGCUACGUAUUAUUACUAGUACAUUUAAUAAAGUUCAAUAUAAAGGUCAAUCAACAGAGAUUCGACAUUUAUUGUUACAUAAUUUACUGCCACGAACAGAUCAAUUUAUGACGUACGAGGGAAGUACAACGCAUCCGGGUUGUUGGGAGACCACAGUGUGGAUUAUACUUAAUAAACCUAUUUAUAUUAGUAAACAAGAGCUUUAUGCCCUACGAAAAUUAAUGCAGGGUACAGAAGAUACGCCGAAAGCUCCAUUAGGAAAUAAUUCCAGGCCGUUACAACCACUGUAUCAUCGAACAGUGAGAACCAAUAUUGACUUUAGUAGACAGAGUAAUAAAAAUUGUCCAUCGAUGUUCAAAGAUCCAUACUAUCGAGCAAACAAAUGGGGCUCAGAACAUUCAACUGCAUUCCAUUCGACAUUCAACUGAAACAGAGAAAACUGAAAUUUUGCUUAUGAAUAAAAUAAAUUUAAAAAAAAUAUUAGCUUAUAACUCUCUCUAACUAA
Messenger RNA from Chrysoperla carnea, 1107 nucleotides. It is a transcript of the gene CARPA, whose product is annotated as carbonic anhydrase-related protein 10. The transcript is spliced from 10 exons. Gene Ontology annotation, molecular function: carbonate dehydratase activity; zinc ion binding. NCBI's taxonomy places the organism in Eukaryota, Metazoa, Arthropoda, Insecta, Neuroptera, Chrysopidae. The record is from RefSeq and is a predicted model, not a curated record. Bases 56 to 1030 code for a protein of 324 amino acids.